GCAGGCGGCCGAGGGGUAGCUCCCGAGCGAGGGUCCUGAGCCGGACCCCGCAGCCCGCGCUCGCGAUCCGCCUCUGCUUCGGUCGGGAAGGCGCGUGCGCUCGGGCUCCGACCGGGCCCCGGCGGGCGCGCAUCGAGGCCAGGAGGGGGUUAACGCUAACCCCUCCCCUCUGGCUGACAUCACGGGCGAGCGGGUGAGAGGCUGGAGCUCGGCGAGUGAGAGAAAGAGAGCGAGAGCAGCGAGCGCGGCUCCACAUUGUUGCGGAUCGCCGGCACCCGGCAGAGCGGCGGCGGCUGGGACGCGCGGCGCCUCCGACCCGUUCUCCUCGCGCCCGGCCGCGCAGCCAGAGCCACCCGGGCCGCCGACCACCGAGCCCCGCGCCCGCCGCCUGGGCCCCGAGCCUUCCGCGCCGCCCGGGUGCGUCCCGCCACCCUCGGAGGACGGCCGGCCAUGGACGCCUGCAAGUUGGAGCCGAGCGGGAGGGUGUGAGCGCGCCGGGGCCAGGAGCCCGCGCCGCGCAACCGGGCAGCCGGGCGAGCCGGGGGUGGGUCCCUCUCCCCAGCCCCGCUCUGCGUGGAAGAAGAGGGCGGGGACCGGCGCCGGGAGGAGAGCGGAGGAGGCGAAGGGGCAUGACUCGUGCAACUUGCGGCGGGCAUCUGCCGAGCCUCUGAGCCGGCGGCGGCCCGGGGCCCGGACUGCGGCCGCGCGGAUCCCACCCAGCCCACCCCGCCCCGGCCGACGGCUGCAGCUGACCUGGAUCCUUCGAGCGCCCGCCGACCGCCAGCGAUCUUCCCUCAUCUUCCGGGCUGGUUUCUGCUGCGCGAGGAGCGCUGCCCUCGCCGCCCCUCUCGCCGGCCCCCCGGCCCCCGAUGGCUCGGAUGGGGCUUGCGGGCGCCGCUGGACGCUGGUGGGGACUCGCUCUCGGCUUGACCGCAUUCUUCCUCCCAGGCGCCCACUCCCAGGUGGUCCAGGUGAACGACUCCAUGUAUGGCUUCAUCGGCACAGACGUGGUUCUGCACUGCAGCUUUGCCAACCCGCUUCCCAGCGUGAAGAUCACCCAGGUCACAUGGCAGAAGUCCACCAAUGGCUCCAAGCAGAACGUGGCCAUCUACAACCCAUCCAUGGGCGUGUCCGUGCUGGCUCCCUACCGUGAGCGUGUGGAAUUCCUGCGGCCCUCCUUCACCGAUGGCACUAUCCGCCUCUCCCGCCUGGAGCUGGAGGAUGAGGGUGUCUACAUCUGCGAGUUUGCUACCUUCCCUACGGGCAAUCGAGAAAGCCAGCUCAAUCUCACGGUGAUGGCCAAACCCACCAAUUGGAUAGAGGGUACCCAGGCAGUGCUUCGAGCCAAGAAGGGGCAGGAUGACAAGGUCCUGGUGGCCACCUGCACCUCAGCCAAUGGGAAGCCUCCCAGUGUGGUAUCCUGGGAAACUCGGUUAAAAGGUGAGGCAGAGUACCAGGAGAUCCGGAACCCCAAUGGCACAGUGACGGUCAUCAGCCGCUACCGCCUGGUGCCCAGCAGGGAAGCCCAUCAGCAGUCCUUGGCCUGCAUCGUCAACUACCACAUGGACCGCUUCAAGGAAAGCCUCACUCUCAACGUGCAGUAUGAGCCUGAGGUAACCAUUGAGGGGUUUGAUGGCAACUGGUACCUGCAGCGGAUGGAUGUGAAGCUCACCUGCAAAGCUGAUGCUAACCCCCCAGCCACUGAGUACCACUGGACCACGCUGAAUGGCUCUCUCCCCAAGGGUGUGGAGGCCCAGAACAGAACCCUCUUCUUCAAGGGACCCAUCAACUACAGCCUGGCAGGGACCUACAUCUGUGAGGCCACCAACCCCAUCGGCACACGCUCAGGCCAGGUGGAGGUCAAUAUCACAGAAUUCCCCUACACCCCGUCUCCUCCCGAACAUGGGCGGCGCGCCGGGCCGGUGCCCACGGCCAUCAUUGGGGGCGUGGCGGGGAGCAUCCUGCUGGUGUUGAUUGUGGUCGGCGGGAUCGUGGUCGCCCUGCGUCGGCGCCGGCACACCUUCAAGGGUGACUACAGCACCAAGAAGCACGUGUAUGGCAACGGCUACAGCAAGGCAGGCAUCCCCCAGCACCACCCACCAAUGGCGCAGAACCUGCAGUACCCUGACGACUCAGACGACGAGAAGAAGGCCGGCCCACUGGGUGGAAGCAGCUGUGAGGAGGAGGAGGAGGAGGAGGGCGGUGGAGGGGGCGAGCGCAAGGUGGGCGGCCCCCACCCCAAAUAUGACGAGGACGCCAAGCGGCCCUACUUCACCGUGGAUGAGGCCGAGGCCCGUCAGGACGGCUACGGGGACCGGACUCUGGGCUACCAGUACGACCCUGAGCAGCUGGACUUGGCUGAGAACAUGGUUUCUCAGAACGACGGGUCUUUCAUUUCCAAGAAGGAGUGGUACGUGUAGCCCCCCUUCCAGAGCCUCUGUCUGUAACCGCUCCUCCCCAGCCCCUCCCCGCACGCCCCCUGCCCGCCCCCCACCUCCCACUCCAGGAGCUGAACAGAGACUUGCCCAGCUGCCCAAAGCCAGCCCCGAACUCCUGGGGGGCCAGGGGAGCCCAGGGCAGCCACGACUUGGCUUUGUGUUUUAUUUCCUCCCUCUCCUCCGCCCUUCCCCAUGGUGUUGUGUUCGACUGUGGCUUUAGUGUUACUGUAUCUUCCCUUUACGGGCCCCACCUGCCUGCCCUCUGUGUAGGGAGCCCUGUUCUCGUCUUGUGUACCUGGGCAUCCCUCCAGGGUUUGGGGAGCCAGCCUCCCCCGCCCCCCAACACUGGAAUUUGUUUGUGUUUCUUCACUGGGGGUGGAGGGCUCAAGGAGCUCUAAGAGGGAAAAGCUCCCCACACCCCCAGAUGCUGCUCCUCCUCCCGGCUAGAGGGAACCCAACACCCACCAGUGAAAGCUGAUGCAGUUGGGACCUUGGGUCUAGACAGCCGGUGCGCCCAAGAGGUGGGGGGAGGGGUGCGGCUUCUCCCCAGUUCCCAGGGAGUCUUGUUUGUUAAGCGGGGCCUUGGGCAGUGUUUUCCUGCUGAGGGUGGUUUUACAUUUUUUUUCCUCAUUGGCCCACAGAGAGUGGAGUUGGCCUAGCUCUGACGCGUCCCCUCUUUAUCCCCAAUGUGCCCCCUCCAUUAGGGGCUCCAGGUGGGCUCCAGCCGACACUUGCUCUCUGCCUCUGCUGACACGUGCACACACACACACAUGCACACACUGCUCCUCUCUGCCUGCUUUCCCCUGGAGUCCCAUGCCCUGCCCCAUCCAGACACUGCCCAAGGCCCACCCGUCUAUUUCCACCUCAUUCCCCCUUUAAGCUGAGAAUGGGGUCUGCCUAUAGAAGCUUCCAGAGACAGCUGAGACUGGGUCCCCGGUGCCUCCACCCUAGGAUCUCAGGCCUGCCCCAAACUGCUUCUUACAGCGUGGAGGUUUCUCUGAUUUCUCCCUUAUCUAGCAACACUUGGUUCUUUUGGCUAGUCAGGGCUGGGAUCCCAGGGGGAUCCACCUGCAGGAGUCAGAGGUAAAGAAGCAUCCACACGGAGGGUAGUGGAGAAGGAAGCCCACAUGGCAGAAGCUCUGCAAACACAGUCCGAGGGACUGAGGAGUCCAUACAAUGCCUCACACACAAAGGCCAUUGUCAAAGCCUCGGGCCUGGCAGAAAGUGAGGGGGGUGGGGCCACUAGGCCACCUCCUGCUCAGCCACCCCUGGUCCUCAUUCUGGGAUGAGGGGAGGGCCUGGGAGAAGCCCUCCCUUUCAGUGCAGAUUCCCUUCUUGAAUGGGACAUUGAGUUCCUAUCAGCCACCCCAGACUGGGUCUUCCCAUGUAUAUAAUGGAGGAAGACCCCUCCCAGCCCUCUCUCAGUCCCCCAGCUCAAAGUGCCUCAGUUCCUCCAUCUGCUCCCAGAUCCCCUGGCACUCUAGACAGGCAUGCCCAUGGGAAGGACCCUGGGAUGGAGAGGCAGGCUUCGCGGCCCUUCAUGCCUGCCCACUGGGAUUCCAGUUAACUCACCCCAGGGUGUCAGGGGCUCUGCAGGAUGGCAAGUGUUGGGGAGGAGGGAGGCAGACCACUCUGUGCCCCACGGGCACUGACCCACCCUGCCAUAGGCUUCCUAAGGGAGCCCCCCAACCCCUCCCCUCCCCUCCCUGGUGCUGCUAUUGAACCCCCAGCCAGCUCCAUUUCUGCCCCGGCAACCCUGGGCCCAGCAGGUGGGUCAUCGUUGUCUGGCCCUCACUGCCCUGGCCCCAGCCCAGGCUGCCCAGUAGCCACGUAGCAGAAGUCUGAAGCCAUGCCAGCCCUGGUGCGGCUCUCCCCUCUACACAUUUGGGGUACUGGAUAGGGUGAAGUUAGGGGAGAAAAUUGUGGAGUCUUUCCAGCCACAGGGCAGAGGGAGGUGGAGGAGCUGGGCUGCUUUUCCCAGCAGUAUUAGUGUCCCCCAGGACAGGGGACCUUUUCCACAUUACAUCACUGCCCCAUCCCACCUUACAACACUCUGGCCCCUCUGCUUGGUCCCCUUUUCCCCCAGGCAGGAGGCAAUCCCAGGGGCCUGCCUGAUAGAGGCAUUUCCUGUCCCUGUCUCCUCCUGCAUCUCCUUUAUCCUGCACUGCCACCCUCUAUUCCCCAUUCUGUGAUGGACUUUGAAGGCCCCAAGCCCAGCCAAAGCACUGAGUUCCCCCUCAAGACACCUCCACACCCUCCCCACAAGCAAAGCACAAAUUUUGGGGUCCAUGUAGCAUGGGCCACGUAGGAGGCUCCUGACUUGCCAGGGGCCCAGCCUCAGCAUACCCACCGAGCAGCUGCCAGCCUGGGCUGAGGGUGGGCAUGAGGCAGGGGUCAGCACUUGGACCUAGGGAUGUGAGGUUUUCUGUGCCCCAAGUUUGUGGGAAGGUGGGCACUACUGCUGGGCCCACAGACACAGCCAGCUGGCAAAAGGGAGGUCUAGCCCAGCAGAGAGAUGAGGACCUUUUGCUUCUCCUUCAUGCCCACAGCAUGAGCUGAGCUUCUGCUUUGCUGGAAAUGAAAUAAACUUGGUAUGAAUUGUGCCAAGGCCUCCCCAGUUGUCAUCCUGCCUCUUGUUGCCCUCCCUGUCCUUGCCCCCCACCCCACACCCAUGCCCCUGUUUCCUUACAGAUUUUGAUAUUGUUCUAAUGUGUAAUAGAACCAGCCGAGUCCCCUUUUAUCAGAAGGGUCUGAAAAGCAGCAGCACAGAGUAGGUGAACACAGGCCUGCAAGUGCGACCACCUCAGACCCAGUACGUGUGCCCACAGUGGACACACUCACACCUCCAACACACCCACGCGCAGGCAUGUGUACACGCAUGUACACACGCAUGCAUGCACAGCCAGAUGGCCACUCAGCACAGAUGUGGCAGAGGGAAUGGUCUGAUCCUGCUGAAAGCCGUUAAGGAGAAACGAAGAUUUCCCAGUGCCCGGGCUGCAAGAGAGCCUUAUAGGGGCCCUGUUUCCUGGGCAUGCGCUUCCUCUGCCAGCCAACCCCCACUUGCCCAAGUCACUGGUGCAAUAACUUUUCUGCCUUCCUCAGAGCAGAGAAAUUGGGAAUUGUGUUAGGUGGGUGUGGGCAGCUCUGCUGAGCCAAGCAGACAUGGGUGUCCCCUCUUCUGGGAGGAGGGGAGUGCUCCCAGGCCUCAGGAGUCCAGACAGAGACCCCCAAAGCCUGACUGCCAACAGAAACCCGCUCCUAGUGAGGGGCAGGUGGGUGCGCCCCAGGUCCCCACACCCACAGGGAGGCUUCACACACUGCCCAGUACCGGGGAUGCCAGGAGGCAGGCCCCUCUGCUGCGGCCCAGGUGGUGAGGGUGCCCAGGCCUCUGCUGCUGCCACUGCUGCCAACACUGCCCAGCUUGUGAGGCCAGGAGGAGCCCCUGUCCCACUCGGUGCUGCUGCUCUUCUGACCCCUGCUGUGAGGAAUGGGAUUCUUGGUCGAAAAAAUUGGUUUUCCUUUUUUGUAUAAACGAAAAGAAUCCAGGAGAAGCUGCCACCCUCCCCUCCCAGCGUGAUGCGCUACCUUGCUUCGGCGUCUUGUCGCCCUUUCCGCCUUUGGUCCAGGGACAGCCCAGCAGAUCCUCCUGGUUCUGACCUGGGGGGUGUUUGCAUCACCCCCUUUUACUUGUAUUAAAAAAAAUGAUGGGUUGAAAAUGUACUGAGGAUUAAAAAUGUACUUUUUUAUAAAUAAAGUGUUUAAAACAAA
Pan troglodytes (chimpanzee) is the source of this 6206-nucleotide messenger RNA. RefSeq names its product nectin cell adhesion molecule 1 (gene NECTIN1). The record is from RefSeq and is a predicted model, not a curated record. Gene Ontology annotation, biological process: homophilic cell-cell adhesion; protein localization to cell junction; heterophilic cell-cell adhesion. The coding region runs from base 870 to 2420 and encodes 516 amino acids. Gene Ontology annotation, cellular component: adherens junction. NCBI's taxonomy places the organism in Eukaryota, Metazoa, Chordata, Mammalia, Primates, Hominidae. The transcript is spliced from 6 exons.